CUGAAACACGCUCAGUUGCCCUAGUUUUAACCAAAUCUAAUCGGAUUCAUAUUUUCUUACAACGUUACGUUGCACAACAACGAGCUUCGAACGAAAUGAAGUUACAGAAACCAUCGAAUCGUCAUUGUUUUUAUCGUGAGAUUUGAAAUUUGCAAUAAAACAAGCCGUCCUGUUCUAAUUUUGUUUGCGAAUAAUGCUUCGAUAGAACCUCACGUGCAUUCCGGUAAGUUACUUUACGCAUAAACAUAAAUGCAUUGACCUUGUGAUUUUUCCACGACACGUUUUAUUAUAUUUUGACAGCCAUGAAAAAAAAGACAAGCGACAGGCUACAUCAAACCAGACAGUACCGAACGCUUAAUCGUGAGGUUUCCGUUAAGUAGACGGUAGCAGCUUAAUCUCUUACUAUUCCAGCGUGCAUCGGAAACCCGAUUACACUGUCCAACGCCAAUUUUAUUUUACAAUAUCCGCUACGUUAUCCUUAUAGAGUUUUUCGUCCUCGAUCGCUAUCAAUUGUUGAAAACCAUGAUUUUCAGUGAAAAUAUCGGACGAUCGAGAGAAAAUCCAGAUCGAUGACGUUGCCCUACUAAAAUUCGCAAAGGAAGGAAGAAACAAAGAGCAUUCAGAUAUUCGUGAUAGACUUUUGGAACUUGAAGGAUUAAACGUGCAUUGCAUAAUAAACUACUCGUACGAAUAUAAAUUUCUCUCUACGUGAAUAUCUUUUUUUUUAAUUAAUUUCAUUUGCAAUUAAUGCAGGCUGCGAUACGUAGAUAAAUUCAUGGAAGAAGAGGUCGAUUCUCGGACGAGUUACGAUACGUACGAAUCCGUAAAAAAUCGUAGAAACGUUAGGGGAUAGACGAAGCGGACGGAUAUCGUUAUCGUCGGCGCUCUUCAUUCGAAAACGUAACUUUCCCGUUCGCGAAUGGCAAGAGCGUGAUUGCGCAGUGAAGAGUACCCACGGUGAACCGUACCAGCUGUCCAACUACCAGUGCAGCGAAUCUGUGUCAGUCAGGCCGGGCUGCGAAGCAGGUGCUGAACGCGGGAGUCGACGGUCAGUGUUCGUCGGUGUUCCAGCCGGGUCUGGUGGUGCAAGGCCUAUCUCUGGCCUAACGCCGGCGAUUAGUCGCUGACAACGGGGGACCAAAUUCGGUAGAGAGGAGUCGCGCGUACACGGGCGAACCUCGUUUCCCGAUAUAAUCGUCCGCGUAACAGGACGAGCUAAAAUAGUAGUAACGAUGAAAACGAUUUACAACCACCGAGGGAGCACCGCGUAGGAAGAACAACGAAACAUCGUGCGAUCCUUCGGGACGAUCGUCCUGCAACGAACGAUGCCACGCGUCUCACGGACUUGUUCGACGUUGGAGAGAGCCGAGAAGAACGGAAAAAUGAAUUUUCGUUUUUGAGAAGGAAAGCUCAUUGUCCGAAUGAAAGUCGGGACUCGCUGAGCCUCUAAUGGUGACAACGAACGCCUGUUUCACCGCGUAUGUGUACGGUUCGAUGCAACGAGCACGUUGAAGCAUCGCGAACGAAGGCAUAGGGAAUUAUUUAUUACCCGGCGGAGCGGAUACGGCGGUCGACGAUCCGAAACGGCGCGCGGCGGGGCAGGGAACUCGCGCAAAAUGUUCAACCUUUAUCAGAAUUUGAACAAGAGGGACGACGAACACAAGGAACCGGUGGUCACCGGGCACGACAGAUUCUGGCAGGAACGUCCGAAGACGCGGCGAAAACGUCGUGCCGUCAAUCGAAGGACCCAGAGUGCCAUCGAACUCGAUUCCGAGGCUAUAGUAUCCGCGCGGGGAACUCUGCGCCGUGGAAGAAGCGCGAGCAUCGAGGACGAAGACAGCGACGAUGAGAAGGGCUACCAGUUGACUAAUAAAAUCGACAAUCUAGCAAAAAUAUUAUUUAGUCGCGUGUCCGCCGCAAGGGGCUGCAAGGAGUCCGAUGUCAGAAAUGGAAGACACAAUUACACGGCACUGGGUCACGGACCGUCCGUUUGCGAGGACGUCGGCGAGUACAUGGAAAUGGAGAGAAGAUCCCGAGACCGUGCCUUAUCAAUCUGUCAGGUUUAUAUCCGAGGAACGCCGCGCUACAGUCUCAUCAAGCAGCUGAAUAAUCUCGGCUCGAGAAUGGACAAACACUGGUUCGCGGUGAGAGACAACUCCCUAAAGACCGACCGGCUGAUCACGUUAGCUCCAUUGAGCAAAAACUGUUCGUUAAGCAUUUCUCCCCUGACGAAAAACAUCUUGAACGAUUUGUUCUUAGCCUUGCAACAUCCGUACAUAUGUCCUAUAUUCGAUAUCGAUUUCCUCGAAUACGAGAAUCAGAAUUACGUUAUCCUGGUUCAGCCGAUCAGCCAAGGUAGUCUGAAAGACUUGAUAUACGGGAUUGAAAGAACCGGCUGGAACGAAGAUUGGGGCCAAAAGUACGCUUCUCGCGGUAAGGGACUCCCCUUGCCUCAGGUUCAACAAAUGGGACGUCAAGUGUUGGAAGCGUUGAUUUUUUUGAAAGAAAGAGGAUUUCCAACCGUGACCCAUUUACACUCGGGAAACGUGCUCGUACAAAACGGUGUCGCGCGGCUCGCCGGCCUCGAGAACACGCUUCUCGGAUUCACCAGUCGAAUACAUCCGGUGAUCACGUCGCGAAUGUCGCAACCAACCACUUCCAUCGACACUAUAUGUUUCGGUCAUAUGCUAUUUGAAAUGUGCGCUGGUUACGAAUUACGAUCGUUUAAACCGAAUUCCGUGCAUCUCUCGGAUCUUGAAAUGUAUCCACAAGUCGUCGAGUUACUGAAAUUUAUAUUCGGUGAACCAACGAACCGUCAGAAAAUCAUACAAGAGCUUCUCGUUCAUGAUUUAUUCAGAAACAUCGAUCUACGUGAAAUGCGAAGCGCUCCCGUAACGAUAUUUCGACCAACUUUAACACCGCCAAUCGUCAACUUGCUCGACGGCAUUAAACGACAAAACGUCAAUAAGAGGCAGAGGUCACGCUCUAUAAGCGACGUGUAUUUAACACGCAAAUUUUGACUCGCAAGCUUGGACGAUACCGUCGACGUCGAUGCAGUGUCUCUGCACAGACCGGACACGGUCUGCGAGAAUUCAUUGCUCGACGAAAUAUACAACGAACUUUCGAACACGGCUGUAUAAUUGUGGGAACAAAGUUUAUU
This is a messenger RNA of Colletes gigas, 3160 nucleotides long. It is a transcript of the gene Slob, whose product is annotated as slowpoke-binding protein. The transcript is spliced from 10 exons. The coding region runs from base 1617 to 3020 and encodes 467 amino acids. Lineage: Eukaryota; Metazoa; Arthropoda; Insecta; Hymenoptera; Colletidae. The record is from RefSeq and is a predicted model, not a curated record.